Messenger RNA from Anopheles coustani, 1029 nucleotides. RefSeq lists its product as uncharacterized. NCBI's taxonomy places the organism in Eukaryota, Metazoa, Arthropoda, Insecta, Diptera, Culicidae. The record is from RefSeq and is a predicted model, not a curated record. The transcript is spliced from 3 exons. The coding region runs from base 1 to 1029 and encodes 342 amino acids.
AUGUGUUACUACCGGUUCGUCUGUGCUACCCUGCUGAUGGUCGUCGCUUCGCCGGUGAGCAGUGACAACCCCCGCCAUCCCCAGUCCACGAUCAGCCUGCAUCAAUCAGCAUCCGGCAGCGAUGAGUCAUUCACCCCGCUGUACGAUGGCGGUGGCGGUGGCGGAGGCGGCGGCGGGGCCCUGUUUCCCGCGGACGAGCAGGUUUUCGCGCCGACACUGCCGAUACCGGAAAAACAAGUUUUGGAGCUAGCCGGGCUGCGGGCGGACAUUGCGGCCGCUUCCGGCAGUGGACGGGCGGGCAUCAGCGGCCCGAGCAGAUCUCAGACGGCGGCGGCGGCGGCGGCGGCGGCGGCGGUGGACGACGAACAUCAUCCGGCGGCGCAGAAAAUCUAUCCCACCUUCUUCCGCAACAUUCCCCCGCUGGGCCACUCACGGCCCUACUACCAGUCGACGGAGGCGGCCAUCGAGCAGCAGCGCUUCAACAAGCUGCGAGCGCCGGCCAUCCCGGAAGUCAGCUCGCCCUUGCUCGGUUCGGGCGACUUCGGCGUCAUCAAGGGUGGCACGUUCUACUAUGACACCGAUGGUCCGAGUAAGGGCUUCGUCGACGACUUCUACAGCCUCGGCUACAACAACAACAACGGGCACGGGCGGCCGCAGCUGGCGUUCCUCGUGCAGAAGCCGCACCAGAAGGAGGAGCAGUUCUCCAACUUCCGCGACUUUGCCGACAUCAACAUCUCCAACGAUCCGGCGUACUCGCACCAUGCGCCACUCUUCCUGCCCGUACCUGACAGCCGGCAUCACGAACCGGAGAACAUCCUGGACGAGCUGAGGUCGCUGGAUCUCGAGGCGACCUCUACGAUGGCGACGACGACGACGACGACCGCUUCCAAGGGAAGCCACGGGAAAGGGGUGGCGCAGAAGCGGAAGAAGAGCACACUCGUCGAGAGGAAAAAGCGGCUAAAGACUCUGAAGGACGCCAAGGGGCAGCCGGAGGGCGGUUCGGAGGACUACAUGAUGGCGGCGAGCUAG